This is a messenger RNA of Agelaius phoeniceus (red-winged blackbird), 3393 nucleotides long. RefSeq names its product multiple EGF like domains 10 (gene MEGF10). Gene Ontology annotation, cellular component: membrane. Gene Ontology annotation, molecular function: protein binding. The record is from RefSeq and is a predicted model, not a curated record. NCBI's taxonomy places the organism in Eukaryota, Metazoa, Chordata, Aves, Passeriformes, Icteridae.
AUGGUCCUUCAUUUCAACUCCCUUUUUGGCCUCCCUGUCAUACUCCUCCUGUACCACUGGAUGGGUUCGGCUGUGUCUUUGAAUCUGGAAGAUCCCAAUGUGUGUAGCCACUGGGAAAGUUACUCAGUUACAGUGCAAGAGUCAUAUCCACAUCCUUUUGAUCAGAUUUACUACACCAGUUGUACUGACAUCCUAAACUGGUUCAAGUGCACACGACACAGGAUCAGUUACCGCACCGCCUACAGACACGGUGAGAAAACGAUGUACAGGCGCAAAUCCCAGUGCUGCCCUGGAUUCUAUGAGAGCAGGGAAGCGUGUGUCCCUCACUGUGCUGAUAAAUGUGUCCAUGGCCGUUGCAUUGCUCCCAACACCUGUCAGUGUGAGCCUGGCUGGGGAGGACCCAACUGCUCCAGUGCGUGCGACAGCGACCACUGGGGACCCCACUGCAGCAGCCGCUGCCAGUGCAAGAACGGGGCCCUGUGCAACCCCAUCACGGGGGCCUGCCACUGCUCUGCAGGCUUCAAGGGCUGGCGCUGCGAGGAGCGCUGCGACCCCGGCUCCUACGGCAACGACUGCCAGCAGAAGUGCCAGUGCCAGAACAGAGCCACCUGCGACCACGUCACCGGCGAGUGCAAGUGUCCCCCCGGAUACACCGGCGCCUUCUGUGAGGACCUGUGUCCCCCCGGGAAGCACGGCCCACAGUGCGAGGAGAGGUGCCCCUGCCAGAACGGAGGCGUCUGUCACCACAUCACCGGGGAGUGCUCCUGCCCGCCGGGAUGGAUGGGCAUGGUCUGUGGUCAGCCUUGUCCUGAGGGUCGUUUUGGGAAGAACUGCUCCCAGGAGUGCCAGUGCCACAACGGAGGCACCUGCGACUCGGUGACGGGCCACUGCCACUGCAGCCCAGGCUACACAGGGGAACGGUGCCAGGAUGAGUGCCCAGUGGGGAGCUACGGGCUGCUUUGUGCAGAGACCUGCAAGUGUGUGAAUGGUGGGAAGUGCUACCACAUCAAUGGUGCCUGUCUCUGUGAGCCAGGCUACACAGGGCAGCACUGUGAAACCAGGCUCUGCCCCGAGGGGAUUUAUGGCCUCAAGUGUGAUAAAAAGUGUCCCUGCCACAUGCCCAACACCUGGAGCUGUCACCCCAUGUCUGGGGAAUGCUCCUGCAAGCCAGGCUGGUCUGGGCUGUACUGCAACGAGACGUGUUCGCCAGGCUUCUACGGGGAGUCGUGUCAGCAGAUCUGCAGCUGCCAGAACGGGGCCGACUGCGACAGCGUCACUGGGACCUGCACCUGUGCCCCCGGAUUUAAGGGUGCAUCUUGUGGUACCCCUUGUCUCCCUGGGACAUAUGGAGUGAACUGCUCCUCCGUGUGCAGCUGCAAAAACGGGGCCACUUGUUCUCCUGUGGAUGGCUCUUGUGCCUGCAAAGCAGGUUGGCAUGGUGUGGAUUGCUCCAUAAAUUGCCCCAGUGGCACGUGGGGACUGGGCUGUAACCUGACCUGCCAGUGUCUUAAUGGAGGGGCUUGCAAUGCUCUGGAUGGAACCUGUACCUGUGCCCCAGGAUGGAGGGGAGAGAAAUGUGAACUCCCUUGCCAGGAUGGUACCUACGGCCUGGACUGCGCCGAGCGCUGUGACUGCAGCCACGCCGACGGCUGCCACCCCGUCACGGGCCACUGCCGCUGCCUCCCGGGAUGGUCAGGUAUUCACUGUGACAGUGUGUGUGCUGAGGGACAGUGGGGUCCAAACUGUUCCUUGCCUUGUUACUGCAAAAAUGGAGCAUCCUGCUCUCCAGAUGACGGGAUCUGUGAGUGUGCACCAGGAUACAGAGGCGCCACUUGCCAGAGAAUCUGCUCGCCGGGGUUCUACGGCCACCGCUGCAGCCAGACCUGCCCCCAGUGCGUGCACAGCAGUGGCCCCUGCCACCACAUCACUGGCCUGUGUGACUGCCUGCCUGGAUUCACAGGAGCCCUCUGCAAUGAAGUAUGUCCCAGUGGCAGAUUUGGGAAGAACUGUGCUGGAAUAUGCACCUGCACCAAUAAUGGGACUUGUAAUCCUAUUGAUAGAUCCUGUCAGUGCUACCCUGGAUGGAUUGGUAGUGAUUGCUCUCAGCCUUGCCCACCUUCCCACUGGGGACCAAACUGCAUCCACACGUGCAACUGCCACAAUGGAGCUUUCUGCAGUGCCUACGAUGGGGAGUGCAAGUGCACCCCGGGCUGGACUGGCCUUUACUGCACACAGAGGUGUCCCCUGGGCUUUUUUGGGAAGGACUGUGCCUUGAUCUGCCAGUGCCAGAACGGAGCCGACUGCGACCACAUCAGCGGGCAGUGCACGUGCCGGACGGGCUUCAUGGGGCGGCACUGCGAGCACAAGUGUCCCCAGGGCACAUACGGGUAUGGAUGCCGUCAGAUCUGUGACUGCCUGAACAACUCCACCUGUGACCACAUCACAGGGACCUGCUACUGCAGCCCAGGCUGGAAAGGGGCCAGGUGUGAUCAAGCUGGUGUGGUUAUAGUGGGGAACCUGAACAGCCUGAGCCGUACCAGCACUGCCCUCCCUGCUGACUCCUACCAGAUAGGAGCCAUAGCUGGCAUCAUCAUUCUCGUCCUGGUUGUGCUCUUCCUGCUGGUGCUGUUCAUCAUUUACAGGCAGAAGCAGAAAGGGAAGGAGACACACAUGCCCACCGUGACCUACACCCCUGCUAUGAGGGUCAUCAAUGCAGAUUACACCAUUUCAGAUACCAUCCCUCAUACCAAUGGUGGAAAUGUCAACAGCCGCUAUUUCUCUAACCCCAGUUACCACACUCUGACCCAGUGCUCCAGCCCACCCCAUGUCACCAACAUGGAGAGACUGACCUUGGCAAAGGCAAAAACCAGCCAGCUGUUUGUGAACCUGAAAAAUGCAGAGCCUGGAAAACGAAGCGUUAUCAUGGACUACACAGGAACACUGCCAGCAGACUGGAAACACGGUGGCUACCUCAAUGAGUUUGGUGCAUUUGGACUUGAUAGGGGAUAUGUGGGGAAGUCCCUGAAAGACCUGGUGAAGAACUCGGAGUACAACCUAAGUAACUGCUCACUGAGCAGCUCUGAGAACCCCUAUGCUACCAUCAAGGACCCACCAGUUCUGGUGCCAAAGAGUUCGGAAUGUGGCUACGUGGAGAUGAAGUCCCCGGCGCGCCGCGACUCCCCCUACGCCGAGAUCCCCGGCUCUGCCACAGCCAGCAGGAACGUCUACGAAGUUGAGCCCACGGUGAGCAUCGUCCAGGGCGCGUUCGGCGGCGGGCGCCUCGGCCAGGAUCCCUACGACCUGCCAAAAAACAGCCACAUUCCCUGCCACUACGACCUGCUCCCCGUCAGAGAGAGCCCCACGCCCUCCACAGAGGGGGUCAGCAGCAAAUGA